ACUGGUGUCGGAGGUCUCUCUCACUUGACUCCUCAGCUACCACCAUCCUGCUUCCCCUCUCCCUCUCUCCCUCUCUCUCCCUCCCCUUCCCAUGUGGGCGGCCUCGAGCUCUGCUUAAUCACAGCUGUGUUCGUUGGUUGGGUGAUCCGUCCCUUGUCGGCUCGGCUCCUUUCAGCUCCGAGCUCCGGGACAGGGAGGUCUGCGCUGUCGCCACCUCGCCCCCCUUUUGUGCGCCUAGGGGCACUGAGCAGUGAGCUCCUUUCCUCCCCGGCCUUUGUCGCCCCCCUUCUUGCUGUAUCUGGCUUACAAGAUCCGACCUUUCCUGCCCCCCUUGGCCAAAGAUCUACCGCUUGGGUGGUUCUUGCAGAUUGCUGAGAGGAUGCAGCACGACCUGAAGAAGAAGGCACCUUCAGAAAUGGAUUUUUUCACGGAAUAUGGUGAGGGCAGCAGGUACAAGAUAGAAGAGGUCAUAGGGAAAGGGAGCUACGGUGUGGUUUGCUCUGCCCUGGACACCCAUACUGGCGAAAAGGUUGCUAUAAAGAAGAUAAAUGACAUCUUCGAGCAUGUGUCUGAUGCGACAAGGAUACUCCGUGAGAUCAAGUUGCUUAGACUACUGCGACAUCCAGAUAUUGUGGAAAUAAAACAUAUUCUACUUCCUCCGUCAAGGAGAGAAUUCAGGGAUAUAUAUGUAGUUUUUGAACUCAUGGAGUCUGAUUUGCACCAAGUUAUAAAGGCUAAUGAUGACUUGACCCCAGAGCACUAUCAGUUUUUCUUGUAUCAGUUGCUUCGAGGAUUGAAAUACAUACAUACAGCAAAUGUAUUUCAUCGAGAUCUGAAACCAAAAAAUAUUCUGGCAAAUGCUGAUUGCAAGCUCAAAAUAUGCGACUUCGGCCUGGCCAGAGUAGCUUUCAAUGAUACUCCAACUGCCAUCUUUUGGACGGAUUAUGUUGCAACUAGGUGGUACCGAGCACCUGAGCUGUGUGGAUCUUUUUUCUCCAAGUAUACACCAGCGAUAGAUAUAUGGAGUAUUGGCUGUAUAUUUGCAGAACUAUUAACUGGAAAACCUCUUUUCCCUGGGAAAAAUGUGGUACAUCAACUCGAUAUAAUUACAGAUCUCCUGGGAACACCUUCUCCAGAAGCAAUAUCUAGGAUUCGAAAUGAGAAGGCUAGGCGCUACUUGAGCAGUAUGAGGCGGAAAAAGCCUGUACCGUUCACACAGAAGUUCCCAAAUGCAGAUCCACUUGCACUAAAUUUGCUGGAGCGAAUGCUAGCUUUUGAGCCAAAAGACAGGCCAAGUGCUGAAGAGGCUCUUGCUGAUCCUUAUUUCAAGAAUAUAGCCAAUGUGGAUAGAGAACCUUCUGCACAGGCUGUCACAAAGCUUGAAUUUGAGUUUGAGAGGCGGAGAGUUACAAAGGAUGACAUAAGGGAACUCAUAUAUAGAGAGAUUCUUGAGUAUCAUCCAAAGAUGUUGAGAGAAUUUCUUGAGGGAACUGAGUCAAGUGGUUUCAUGUACCCAAGUGCAGUAGAUCAUUUUAAAAAGCAGUUCGCGUUUCUUGAGGAACAUUAUGCCAAGGGUUCUACAGGAACCCCACCUGAGAGGCAACAUAACUCAUUGCCACGGCCUUCUGUUGUCUAUUCGGAUAACCGACAACAAAGCACAGCCAACAUCACGGAGGAUCUUUCCAAGUGUUUAAUCAGAGAAAAUACACAAAAGACACAGCAACAUUCUGCUUCAGUUGCUGCAAAUAAAUUUCCACUCCAUGUUCCUCAUGGUGCUGCCACGAGACCUGGUAAAGCAGUUGGUUCAGUGCUGCAGUACAACCCCGGUACAGCAUCUGCUACUGAACAGUAUGACCAACGAAGGGUCGCUAGGCACCCAGCAAUUGCCCCAAACAAUAUCCCUUCUGGAAGCUCAUACCCUAGAAGAAAUCAGACCUGCAAGAGCGAGACAGGUGAUGCAGAAAGGAUGGACGUGAACCAAGCUGGACAGCCAAAGCCAUAUGCAGCAAACAAGUUACCUGCUACCGUGGAUGGUCGUGGUGGCCACUGGUAGAUUUCCGCUGUGCACCAGCAAACUAUUUCCUGACAUGCUAUCAGCAUCAGUUACUUAUGCUAAGUGCUACAUCAUUCUGACAAAUUCAGAAAUGUAGUCCUGUACAGAUUUGUAUUCUUUGUCCUGAUGCCUAAAUUCUGAAAGAUCGUAAAACUCAAAGAUCCUCUAAAUUCCGGAUUCUUUGUACUUGAAGUUCCUGGGUUUCAACUUGUCGCCGUUCAAUCACUAAAAUCUGGUAAAGAUUUGUCAGACUGAUGUAUGGUGGAAACUCACUGCCAGCAGAUGGACCUGGCUGCAGAGUUCGAGAUUGAAGCUGUUCAUGAACUUCAACCUGGUAGCUCUGGAGCCAAACUGAAAAGCUAGUAGUUGCUGUUAAUCAUGUACACGUCAGGUGCAGAAUGUUCAUUUGUGGAUCGGAGCCAUGAACUGCAACUAUGUACACUUUCUUAAUAUCAUGUCAUUGUAAUCUGCACGUUUCUGAGUUCUAACAUCAGAGUGUGACCAUUAUAUUUUAAUUUAUUAAUUAACUGUAAUAUCGACAA
This is a messenger RNA of Panicum hallii, 2595 nucleotides long. RefSeq names its product mitogen-activated protein kinase 14. The record is from RefSeq and is a predicted model, not a curated record. Gene Ontology annotation, biological process: intracellular signal transduction; protein phosphorylation. NCBI's taxonomy places the organism in Eukaryota, Viridiplantae, Streptophyta, Magnoliopsida, Poales, Poaceae. Gene Ontology annotation, molecular function: ATP binding; MAP kinase activity. The transcript has 10 exons. Gene Ontology annotation, cellular component: nucleus; cytoplasm. The coding region runs from base 380 to 2053 and encodes 557 amino acids.